UUGGUUUCGACUCCUAUUUUGGUCAGACAGUUCAGUUGCGUACGAAGCAGCAGCAGCUUUGGUUGGAUCAACUCCAUUCGCCCCGGUGACGACUUUUGCUCCACUGGAACAGUGUCCCCUGCACACUUUCAGCACCACCACACCUCUUCACUUCUACCAAUUCCAAUUCCAAUUCCUCAUCGAUUGAACACACCUCCCCAGAGUCGCCAUGCUUGCCACGCAGAGGAGUAUAUCGGGGUCGUCGCAGAGCCCUAGAUCGCCGUCGUCGCAGCCGUUCCUCUCGGUCUCGGUCACUGAUCCUGUCAAAUUGGGCAAUGGCGUCCAGGCCUACAUCUCCUACCGAGUCAUCACCAAGACAAACUUUCCAGAGUACCAAGGGCCUGAGAAGAUUGUCAUCCGACGUUAUAGUGAUUUUGUUUGGCUGCGAGAUCGUCUUUUUGAAAAGUACAAAGGAAUUUUUAUUCCUCCUAUCCCAGAAAAGAGUGCUGUAGAAAAAUUCCGUUUCAGUGCUGAGUUCAUUGAGAUGAGACGUCAAGCGUUGGAUGUGUUUGUCAAUCGUAUAGCUUCGCACCAUGAGCUUCAGCAAAGUGAAGAUCUUAAAACAUUCCUACAGGCUGAUGAAGAGACAAUGGAGAGGUUACGGUUUCACGAAACUGGCAUCUUCAAGAAGAAGCCAUCAGAUUUGAUGCAAAUAUUCAAGGACGUACAAUCCAAAGUGAGUGAUGUUGUCCUUGGGAAGGAAAAGCCAGUUGAAGAGUCAAAUCCUGAAUAUGAGAAGUUGAAACACUACAUUUUUGAGCUUGAAAACCAUUUGGCUGAAGCCCAGAAGCAUGCAUAUCGUCUUGUAAAGAGGCACCGAGAGCUGGGACAGUCUCUAGCAGAUUUUGGGAAAGCAGCCAAGCUUCUUGGAGCUUGUGAAGGUGAUGCUCUUGGGAAGGCGUUUUCAGAGCUUGGGGCAAAGUCAGAGGCAUUAUCUUUUAAGCUGCAAAAAGAGGCCCAUCAACUGUUGAUGAAUUUUGAAGAACCCUUGAAAGAUUAUGUUCGGGCUGUUCAAUCUAUUAAGGCCACCAUAGCUGAGAGAGCAAAUGCCUUCAGGCAACAGUGUGAACUUGCUGAGACAAUGAAGUUGAAGGAGAUAAAUCUUGACAAACUCAUGCUAACCAGAUCAGACAGGGUGGGAGAAGCUGAACAUGAGUAUAAGGAGUUGAAGGCUGAUAGUGAGGAAGCGACCAGAAGAUUUGAAACAAUUGUGCGAUUGAUGAAUGAAGAGAUUGUCCGCUUUCAAGAACAAAAGACAAUAGAUAUGGGAGUUGCAUUCCACGAAUUUGCCAAAGGGCAGGCACGCCUGGCAAAUGGCAUUGCAGAUGCUUGGCGAAGUCUCCUGCCUAAACUCGAAAGUUGUUCACCAGCUCAGUGAAUGAACAUAAUGACCAGAGCAGUAUACUUCACUUGUAAAACCUGUGGACCUUGAGGAGUUUAUUCCGCUAUUCUGGUGUUGUAUGAGUUGUGGUGGUUGUUUGAUAAAAACUAUUUCUUUUUAACUAAUUACUUGUACAAAUUCAGAGCUAAUUGAAAAAAGUUCUAAUUUCAUGUCUAA
This is a messenger RNA of Argentina anserina (silverweed cinquefoil), 1597 nucleotides long. RefSeq names its product sorting nexin 1. The record is from RefSeq and is a predicted model, not a curated record. Bases 209 to 1417 code for a protein of 402 amino acids. Gene Ontology annotation, molecular function: phosphatidylinositol binding. The transcript has 11 exons. Gene Ontology annotation, cellular component: endosome. Lineage: Eukaryota; Viridiplantae; Streptophyta; Magnoliopsida; Rosales; Rosaceae.